Molecule: messenger RNA, 732 nt
Organism: Malassezia pachydermatis
Lineage: Eukaryota; Fungi; Basidiomycota; Malasseziomycetes; Malasseziales; Malasseziaceae
Product: l domain-like protein
Exons: 1
Coding region: 1-732 (243 amino acids)
Biological process (GO): mRNA splicing, via spliceosome
Cellular component (GO): U2 snRNP
Molecular function (GO): U2 snRNA binding
Source: RefSeq, a predicted model, not a curated record
AUGAAGCUCACCGCUGAGCUGCUCACACAGUGUGAGUCGGUUAUUAAUCCACUGAAAGAGCGGGAGCUGGACUUGCGUGGACUAAAAAUUCCCGCCAUCGAAAAUUUGGGUGCGGCUCGCGAUGUAAAUGAUGCAUUGGAUUUCACCGACAAUGACGUCCGCUACCUCGGCAACUUUCCACGUAUGGAACGUCUUCGUCAUUUGACUAUGUCGAACAAUUUAGUUUCGCGAAUUGAUCCUCACAUCCACAAGCAAUUGCCUUAUUUGCAAUCGUUGAUUCUCACGAACAAUGCUGUGGCAGACUAUUCACAGUUGUCGAAUCUAAAGCGAAUGCGCCACUUGACCUACCUUAGUCUGAUGGGGAAUCCCAUUGCUCGUGAGAAGCAUUACCGCGAGUUCAUUGUGUGGCGUCUGCCACACCUGCGUGUGCUUGACUUUCGCCGUAUUACAGAGCGCGAGCGUACCAUUGCUCGCAACCUCUUUGAGACAGCAGACGGGCGCUUGUCCGAGCUCGCUAUCUCAAUCACAGGUCAGUCUGAAACAGCAGCCGCACCAGCGCAACCGCGUUCCUUUGAGCCUGGUGCACCUUUGACAGGCGCGUCCCAGCGUCCGCUUACCGAAAGUGAAAGGGCAGCCAUCGCAGAGGCGAUUGACAAAAGUCAAAGCAUGGAGGAAAUCCGCCGCUUGGAGGAGCAGCUCAAGUUGGGCUAUGUGCCUACCUCUGAGGCUUAA